AUGGCUGGAACCCUCGGCCCAGUAGCUUCAGCGUUCAGCAUUUGCGCCAUGUCUCAACCGUGGCGGCAGCUGCUAGUACCAGGAGGGAAUAUCCAAACCGCUCCCAACGUCCCUAAUCCCUCGUGGCUGAAAAUUGUCAAUGCUGUCCAGCUUGCUAUCGCUGUCGUCUCCAACUUUGUCUUGUUCCUCAACAUGGCAAGAAGGGUCCGUUUUAGCAUAGCACAGCCGAUCACGAUAGUUGGAUGGUACAUUUCAGCUAUUCUGCGCAUUGUAAUGGGUGCCACUGCCGCAGGACCGCUCCUCGAAAGUCUGAACUUUCCAAAAAGUGAACUCAUCUGGUCUCAAGCAUUUUGGUAUGGCAUUUGGGCAGCCUUUCUCUACUUCGUGGAUGCUACACUUAUGGCUCUAACCUUUUGGGGUGCUUUAUCCGGUCGCUACGAAAAGGAAUUCACACUGACGUAUAAUCAACGUACUUUGAUGUUACAAACGAUCAUUUUUCUUUUUUAUCUCCUGUGUGGCGCUCGUGUCUAUUCUGCCGUGGAGGGCUGGGAAUAUCUAGAUGCCGUUUACUGGGCAGACGUCACAAUGUUCACAGCCGGCUUUGGUGACUAUGCCCCGAACUCUACUCUCGGCAGAGCUCUCCUGAUCCCUUAUGUUAUUUUCGGCAUUAUCAGUCUAGGGUUGGUAAUAGACUCGAUCAGGAAGCUAUUCCUCGACCGUGGAACACGCCGCUUUGUCAUCAGGACAGAGGAGAGGGCUCGGAGGAAGGUGGUUGGAACGAUGUUACGGAGCCAACACGAUGAACUGCUUCAACCCAUCUCGGCAAAGUCUCAGUCGACUGGAGCGAAGUCAAAUCAAGCACUCGCCUCCGAGUUUGAGCGGCGCAAAGCAGAAUUCAAUCUCAUGCGCAAGAUACAAAAGAAAGCAUUUACCCGGAGAAGAUGGAUGGUGAUGACCACGUCUACGAGUUUAUGGCUCGCCCUGUGGCUGAUAGGUGCCCUCGUCUUCAUGGAGGCCGAGGCACCAUAUCAAGGCUGGACAUAUUUUGAUUCAUUCUAUUUUUCGUUUGUGUCCUGGACGACUAUCGGAUAUGGUGACCUUACGCCGGUCUCUAAUGCCGGAAAGUCAUUCUUCGUGUUUUGGUCCUUGUUGGCCUUGCCCACCAUUACGAUGCUCAUCUCGCAUGCUGGCGAUACAGUGGUCAAGAUCAUCCGAUAUGGCAGCCUUCGAUUGGGGAACAUCACAAUUCUUCCAGGUGAUGAGAGUUUUAUGGGCAAUUUGCAGCACAUAAUCAGUAUAGGCACAUUUGGAUGGAUCUUUCCAGACCAUUUCGAUUCUGCAUCACCGGAAAUUGCCUCAUCCGAAUCCUUUUCGAAGCAGAGACUAGAUGACUUCAUGUCCAAACACGAAGCUGAGCUUGGUGACACGGAGGCAGCCUCAUAUACGGCUGGCCAUCGAAAAGCCUCAAGGAGACACCACAAAAGACAUGCGAAGGCACCAGCAGACCACCAGAAACAUGCACAAUUUCGUAAUGCUCAUGACGAACUUCCCACUGGGACAAACUUCCACUUUCUUCUCAUCUCAGAGAUACAGGUCAUUGCUAAUCAUCUUAAAGAGUCCACACCUCAUCGGUACACUUUUGAGGAAUGGGCCUGGUAUCUCAAGCUUAUGGGAGAAGACGAACGUGAACCGAGGACACACUGCAACGUCACCUUGCCGAUGAAGAAGCGCGAAUCAGAAGACCAAGGCUUGGAUAAGCAGAAGUUGGUGUGGUCGUGGGUUGGUGACCGAAAUCCUCUACUAAGCCUUCAAAUUGAGAGCGAGUGGAUAUUUGAUAGGUUGACGGAGAGGCUUAGGGAGUCUUUGCUGGCGGAAAGAAGAGGGCAACUGUUGAGCGGCGCUGGCGGUGAUUAA
Molecule: messenger RNA, 1914 nt
Organism: Clonostachys rhizophaga
Lineage: Eukaryota; Fungi; Ascomycota; Sordariomycetes; Hypocreales; Bionectriaceae
Source: the annotation of a GenBank genome assembly